This is a messenger RNA of Clupea harengus (Atlantic herring), 2222 nucleotides long. RefSeq names its product long-chain-fatty-acid--CoA ligase ACSBG2-like. NCBI's taxonomy places the organism in Eukaryota, Metazoa, Chordata, Actinopteri, Clupeiformes, Clupeidae. The record is from RefSeq and is a predicted model, not a curated record. Gene Ontology annotation, molecular function: long-chain fatty acid-CoA ligase activity. Gene Ontology annotation, cellular component: membrane; endoplasmic reticulum.
GGUGGUGUACACCAGCUGAAAGGUUAGCAGGUGUCACCAGUAAACGAUAAGCCGUUAAACAGGAACACCGGCCCCGUGACAUUCCACUGGCUUUGUCUCGGAAGUAAUCUGAUAGGGAUCUUCUUUGAAUCCAGAAGUAGCUUUAGCAUUUGUGUUGUGUGUGUGCUGGUGUGCACAAGUGAGAGAGAGAGGAAGAAACGCUUCAGUAGGCCUACACCGUUGCGCAUUUGUUACCGAGAUCAGAGCAUUGAACUAACCUCUGGAGUCGAUGUCGUGGACUUGCUGUCAGUCGUGUUGUCCUGGUUCUCAGGAACAGCUACUACCAAUAUACCGAAAACACAGCGUCUCCCUGAAGCCAGCGGAGCUCUUGUGGAGCACAGAGAGGGAUAAGCCAGUAAAACUUCGCAUGUCUGAGUCGGGACCUGGCUCCGAGGCACCGUCUACUAUCCACCAGAUGUUCCAGAGGACAGUGGAUGGCCACGGAGAUGAGCCAGCAUUAAGGUGGAAAGAGGACGGAAAGUGGAUCACCAUGACUUAUAAGGAAUACUUACUUCAGUGCAGGUCGGCUGCCAAGAGCUUUCUCAAAUUGGGGCUGGAGCGCUACCAUGGCGUUGGUAUUUUAGGCUUCAACUCCCCUCAAUGGUUUAUCGCUGACAUUGGUUGCAUCAUGGCAGGGGGCCUCGCCACAGGAGUUUAUACCACCAACACUCCUGAAGCAUGUCAGUUUGUGGCCCACAACUGCGAGGCCAAUGUAUUGGUGGUAGAAAACCACAAGCAGCUUGUCAAGAUUCUUCAGGUGAAAGAUCAACUGCCGCAUUUGAAAGCCAUCGUUCAGUACAAGGAUGAGCUAGAACAGAAGCUUCCCAAUGUAUACAGUUGGACAGAGUUUAUGAUGCUGGGUGAGGACGUUCCAGAAGAAGAGCUGGAUGCUUUGAUCAAAAACCAAUCCCCAAAUGAGUGCUGCACACUUAUUUACACCUCAGGGACAACAGGAAACCCCAAGGGCGUCAUGCUGAGUCACGAUAAUAUCACAUGGAUUGCUAAUGCUGUAGGAACCACGACUCAUUUGAAGAUGCGUGAGGAACAGCUGGUCAGCUACCUGCCUCUCAGCCACGUGGCUGCUCAGAUGAAUGACAUAUGGAUUAGCAUGCGCUUUGCAGCAACAACCAGUUUUGCUCAGCCGGACGCUCUGAAGGGCUCUUUGGUGGAGACUCUACGGGAAGUGCGUCCUACAAGUUUUCUGGGCGUACCGCGCGUGUGGGAGAAGAUGCAGGAGAGAAUGAAGGAACUCGGUUCCAAGUCCACCGCUUUACGAAGACAAGUGGCUGAUCGGGCCAAAGCACUAGGGCUUCAGGCCAGUUACAAUGAAAUGAAUGGGACUAAUGUCGUGCCUUGGGGCUUCUCUCUUGCCAACAAACUGGUUUUCACAAAGGUGCGCUUUGCCUUGGGCCUUGACCGUUGCAAGGCCUGCUAUACCGGCGCAGCUCCCAUCACCAAGGACACGCUUGAGUACUUCAUGAGCCUGCACAUUCCUCUUUUUGAGGUCUACGGAAUGAGUGAGAGCACUGGCCCACACACCAUGUCCUGUCAGGAUGGCUUCCGUAUCACAAGUUGCGGUAAAGAGGUGACUGGUUGCAAGACCAAGCUAGAUAAGCCUGAUGCGGAUGGCAAUGGGGAGAUUUGCUUCUAUGGACGCCAUGUGUUAAUGGGGUAUCUGAAUAUGCCUGAGAAGACGAAAGAGGCUUUGGACGACGAGGGCUGGCUGCACUCUGGGGACCUGGGCAAACAUGACAAAGACGGUUUCCUGUUCAUCACAGGAAGAAUUAAAGAGAUAAUAAUAACUGCUGGAGGAGAGAACAUUCCUCCAGUGCCAAUUGAAGAUUCUGUCAAGGAGGAAGUGGCAAUCAUUAGCAAUGCAAUGCUAGUUGGAGACAAGAAAAAGUUCCUUUCCAUGCUUCUCACACUGAAAUGUGUCAUGAAUGAUGCAGGAGAGCCAACUGAUGAACUAACCCCUUUGGUGGUCGAGUUCUGUCGACAGCAUGGCGUCGGUGCCACCAAAGUGUCAGAGAUUGUCGGGAACAAGGAGCCUGCUAUUUACAAAGCCAUUCAGGAGGGGAUGGAGCGUGUAAACGCUAAAGCCCCUUCCAAUGCCCAGAAGGUCCAAAAGUGGAGUAUUCUACCUAAAGACUUCUCUGUGCCAGGAGGAGAGCUUGGUGGGUAAA